Hylaeus anthracinus is the source of this 3101-nucleotide messenger RNA. RefSeq names its product zinc transporter 7 (gene ZnT86D). NCBI's taxonomy places the organism in Eukaryota, Metazoa, Arthropoda, Insecta, Hymenoptera, Colletidae. Gene Ontology annotation, cellular component: Golgi apparatus; membrane. Bases 349 to 1413 code for a protein of 354 amino acids. The record is from RefSeq and is a predicted model, not a curated record. Gene Ontology annotation, biological process: intracellular zinc ion homeostasis; transmembrane transport; zinc ion transport. Gene Ontology annotation, molecular function: zinc ion transmembrane transporter activity. The transcript has 2 exons.
CGAAGGAAAUAGAAUAGUAAUUGUUAAGUGAAUCGGUGACUAAAUUAAAAUUAAUUCUUCAAUUAUACGAUUAUACGAAGGAAUAACAGAAACGAUGUACACGUGUCACGUAUAACAUCUUGUCGAGCUGUCAGUCGCUCAGGAGUGGCUACAGCGUGUUAAGCAUGGCGCCGCACCGAGCGUUUUCACGUCCCGGUUUUUCCAAUCUUUGACGUACUCGUACGAUGUAUUUGGUUUAAGAAUACCCUCUGCUACCGUCGAAUUGAUCACGAGUCUUCGUUUUUGUAUCCAGUUUCGUGCUGAAAAGGAUAACGCCUCUGGUAGAAGCAACUCUGGCACUGUUGCAAAAUGCUUCCACUCUCGCACAAAGACUCACGAAAUCUCAGUAGCCGGAUAAAGGAGCAGUUAUUGGGAUGGAAACGUUUGAUAUUUUCUGACAAGAAUACUAGAAAUUUGUUUUUGUUUCUUCUUCUUAAUUUGUCCUUUGCCUUCAUUGAAUUACUAUAUGGAGUAUGGACAAACAGUUUGGGCUUAAUAUCCGAUAGCUUUCACAUGUUCUUUGAUUGUACUGGUUUAUUGUUUGGCUUGGCAGCAUCAGUUAUAACCAAAUGGAGAGCAAACGAACGAUACUCCUAUGGCUAUGUCAGAGCAGAAGUUUUGGGGGGAUUCGUCAAUGCUUUACUUCUAUUUUUCAUUGCUCUUUUCAUCAUGUCUGAGGCUGUGGAAAGAUCCAUUGAACCACCAGAGAUAAAACAUGAAAGACUUUUGGUUGUGUCUAUUAUGGGAUUGAUAGUUAAUUUAGUUGGAAUAUAUGUGUUCCAUCAUGGACAUGGACAUGGCCAUGGAAUGGGACAUGGCCAUUCGCAUUCUCACACUCAAUCUCAUGGGGGUCAUGGACAUUCCCAUUCGAAUCAUAGUCACAGCCAUGAUCAUCUUGAUAUCGAAAUCGAUCCCUCCUUUACUGGUACAAAUUCUCAGAUUAUGAAAGGAGUUUUCCUGCAUAUCUUGGCAGACACGCUCGGAUCUGUAGGUGUAAUUGUAUCAGCAGUGCUGAUGCGUUUGUUUGGUUGGUUCAUAGCCGAUCCGAUCUGUUCCAUGCUGAUCUCAGUAUUGAUAGUUUUAAGUGUGCUUUCCUUAAUGAAAGACUCAUGGGAAAUAUUGAUGCAAAGGCAACCAGCAGCAUUGGAUCAUGUUCUACCACAGUGCUACAAUAAAGUGACCCAACUGGCGGGAGUAUACAGUGUACAAGAACCGCAUUUCUGGACGCUGUGUUCGGAUGUAUACGUUGGGUGCUUGAAAUUAGAAGUGGCUAGAACAGUAGAGCCCAAAUACGUUGUAGCGCACACGCAAAUGAUAUUCCAAUCGGCUGGAGUAAGGCAUCUAACGGUUCAACUGGAUUACGCACCUAUGUGAUCUACGAAAAACGUGCAUCUCAUUAAGUGUUCUUAUAAGUGCUCCAAAACUGUAUUUGUUUGUGGAGUCUGUCAGAAACAGGCAAGGAACAUUGCGCUAGUGCAGAAUAUUUCUGCCAUUUUAAAAUUGUGCAGAUGCAUUGUUCUGAGCAACAGUGAAUAUCAUCUUGGAUUACAGAUUGUCUAAGAAUGGAAAUAAUCGGUGCAGUUUACUGCCAUAUUCCUAAGGACGAUAUUAGAAUUUCAUUCCCUCGUUUCUGCAGUUGUACAUAAAUAUUGGCUCCCUCGUGUUUUACAAUUACUUCUUUACCAAGUCGCGAAUUAUCUUUCAAGCCCUCUUUUUAAACCGAAGCUCGGGAGUAAUGUUUUGUAUUGUACAUCGAAGCCAUUACAUCAAAUUGCAUUUAAAACUCAGAGAAACUACUGGCGGAAACUACUUAGAUUUUUUUACCUGUACAACAUUGAAAGCCACAACUACGAGGGCAUUUUCAUAAUUUCCUUCGUACCGCCUAAUUUCCCGUGUAUUGCGAUUUCUAACGUAAAGUCCAAACAUUAUGGUCGAGCGUGUGCAAAACUCUGAAUAAUGAAUCAUUGCGUUUGCUCACGAUAGAAACGGUUAAAUCGAUCUACAAGCAGCUGUAGACAUCGCUAGUCAUCGCUAUACAAAACAUGUGAAAUGUACAUUAUAUAUAUAUAUAAAAGUGCAACUUUAUAAAAUGUAAUAUAAAUCGAUAUUCUUACGUUUAUACGAUGUUAUGCUUUUCUCAAGAUUGUAUUUACUUCGUAACUAAUUUUGUUGGUGUAAAGUUCAAUUGAGAAAGUGAUGAACACUCACCUGGUAUAGAUUGAACGUUUAUCACAAUGCGACUGUAUUUCCAAAACACGUUCUACUAGAAUCGAAUAGGCAAAUUGCGAGUACAAUAUAAAAAUAAAUGUACUCUAGGAAAACUUCUAUAGAAGCUGAUGGAUAUAACAUUGAUACGAUUGCCAUUGGUCGAAACGGAAUCGCGAGACUCGGAGUUAGCAUAAUUUUUUAUUAAAUAUUUUAUAAAUCCGUGACGGGGUAUUCAGUCAUUUGUUCAUCACUUUCACAAGCAUUGUCUUCGAGUGGCGACUACCGAAUUAGACUAUCGAGAGAUUCAUAAGCGUAUGUCGUAAGCUUGACCAGGACAUUCCAUGUAGCCAAGGUGUAGGAUUUGUAUACUUGAAGUCGUGACGACUUAGGCCAAAAUUUAAUUGAUAGGAUAAAGCGAAACUUCGAUAAAAAAAUACUAACAGACAGAAUUAUCGAAAUACUAUAUCAUCGCGCGAGUGUGUGAGUAAAAUGCCAGAAUAACAUGCGGUCGAAUAAGACUUUUGAAUUAGAAAAAGUCGGUGCAAUUCCCGAGAUGAAAGUCAAGAUUAUUAUUAGCGUUAUUGUAUAGAUGGACAAUGAAAGAGAAUGUCCCCGCAGUAUCGACAGAUUGUAAAUAAUAAACGGAAGUACUUGUACUGAUAGCAACCUGUGGUCCCACUCUAUAUUGAUCAAUUAGGAAUGGACCUUAUUUCUUUUGUAACAAAUUUUGUUUAUUCGUUUGCUUUAACUAAAGGGUAGGGGAGAUUCAUAUAACAUGUAGAUUUUCAAACACAUAUUACAUUUAUUUGAAGGAUAUGUAUACACAUAUAAAUACAUAAAUAUUUAUAAUAAAA